UGGAUCGACAAUACAGUACAGCUUUAAAGUCUGUUUACAAUCCAUAAAACACAUGGUUUGAGUCGACGAUCACCGGACAACUGAUCCAAUGGUAGUGUCGCUGGGCUUUGAGGGCAGCGCUAAUAAGCUGGGAAUCGGUGUCGUCCGCGACGGACACGUGUUGUCCAAUCCAAGAGUCACUUACAUUACACCCAUCGGCGAAGGCUUUGAACCCCGGAAGACGGCUCAACACCACAGGAGUCACAUCACGGCUCUGCUCCAGAAGGCGCUAAAGGAGGCCGACGUCACCGCCGAAGACAUAGAUGUGAUUAGUUAUACGAAAGGGCCGGGAAUGGGGGCACCGCUGGUCACUGUUGCCAUCGUUGCCCGAACUCUGGCACAGAUUUGGGACAAACCGUUGAUCAGAGUUAACCAUUGCAUCGCUCACAUAGAGAUGGGCCGACAGGUGACGGGUGCGGCCAAUCCGACGGUACUGUAUGUGAGCGGAGGUAACACUCAAGUGAUUGCUUACAGUCAUCGGCGGUACCGUAUAUUUGGCGAA
Messenger RNA from Medioppia subpectinata, 541 nucleotides. The record is from the annotation of a GenBank genome assembly. Lineage: Eukaryota; Metazoa; Arthropoda; Arachnida; Sarcoptiformes; Oppiidae.